Molecule: messenger RNA, 2160 nt
Organism: Leptosia nina
Lineage: Eukaryota; Metazoa; Arthropoda; Insecta; Lepidoptera; Pieridae
Source: the annotation of a GenBank genome assembly
AUGAAUCCUCUAGCAUUAAUAAUAUUAAGUGCCGCACUUCUAUGCGACGCGAAACUGCCGAGACACAGGCAGUUUCAGCCGAACGAUCUGUCGAAUCCAGCGCAAAACCAAACGCUUAGAAUACAGACAGAGAAAAAGAACGAGAGAACGACACGAAUCGUAAACGAAUAUAGAACAAGGCACAGAAGGGAAUCGUUCGAUUCGAGAUCGUAUGAGUCCAGUUUGACCUGGGCCCAUUCAGAACGAUUGGAUGAGAAUGGAGACGUUUUACUGCGGUGGGUCAACACGGAUUCGAGUAUAACCUUCAGGCUGGAAGCGAAGACUCGUGGUUAUGUCGGCUUGGGGUUUAAUUCCGGAAGGAAUAUGAGGGGAGCUGAUCUGGUCGUCGCUUGGGUGGAUGACAGACAUGGAAAUGCACAACUGUUGGAUUGCCAUGGUCUAACCUUCGAAGACAGAGCGGUGGCUGAUGAAGUCCAAAACUACGAGCUGAUUUCUGGGUAUCAGAACGACACCCACACGACUCUAGAAUUUAGGAGGCAACUUGAUACGUGUGAUAAGCAAGACUUCGUUAUUGGUGACGACACGACGCAGAUCCUCUGGGCUCUAGGUCCAGAAGGUUCCGAUGGAGACCUGCCGAGGCAUGUCAACAGUGGAACGAGACCCUUGAGGCUUUUGCAGCCCCUGUCGAAACCGGAGACCGUCCCUCUCAAACAUUGGGAUGUGCGGAUCGCUAAUCUUACCAUUCCUCAUGUAAUGGCAACACUGUUCUGGUGCAAAGUGUUCAAGGCUCCAGAGCUCCUGAAGAAGCAUCACAUAGUUGGCUACCAGCCUCUGAUAGACAGCCGGCCUAUCCGCAACAAAAAACCAGUGUUAGAGAAGGAUAGCCUUUCCCCAGUACACCAUAUGGUUUUGUACGAGUGUGCUGGCGACCACGAUAAGAGGAUGUGGUCGGAAUGGGCGGAAGGGGAAGGCUUCUUCGGGCCAAGUCGUCCGGGGGAAUUGGCCACGUGUGUCACUCCAAUCGCUGCUUGGGCCAUGGGGUCUAAAGGCGAAUUCUUGCCGGAGAACGUUGGAAUCCCUCUCGGCGAGCGAGGAGGUGUCUCCUACUACAUGUUGGAGGUUCAUUAUGAUAACCAGGAGUUACAUGAGGUUCUUGAUAAUUCCGGAAUAAGGAUUCACUACACGCCUCAACUAAGGGCGCACGACGCUGCACUUUUGGGUUCCGGAGUCGGUGUUUCCGCCCUUCAUGUCAUCCCGCCCAAACAACGCGCUUACCGAACGGUCGGCAUAUGUAGCCCCGAAUGUACUAACAAUACCAUGCCAGAAGAAGGGAUAAACAUCGUUUCGGUUUUACUGCACGCCCAUGGCACAGCCAGAAAAAUUACUUUAAAACAUAUAAGAGGAAAUGAAGAACUCCCCAAAAUCUCGGAGGAAAAUGUAUACGACGCCCGCUACCAACAGUCCCGGAUAGUUCCUGGUGGCAGAAAAUUCCACCGGCGGGAUACCUUGAUAACAGAAUGUACUUAUGACAGUACCAUGCGAUAUAAACCAAUUUUAGGAGGAUAUUCCGCGACACAGGAAAUGUGUCUAUCCUUCAUCCUCUACUACCCUCGGACAGAGCUCGCCGGAUGCUACUCGAUGACACCUGUCGUGGAAUUCUUUGAAACCUUCGGCGUCAAGGAGUUUUAUGGUCUUAGCAUGAUGCAGGUGGAGAAAAUCUUCUUGUCAUCAGGGAAUCUGGAAGGUUUGCCUCAAGAAAUCGAAUCCGAUCUAUCUGCUAUGCAGGGAGACGACCAAGGAGUGGGAUUAAUGAAGGGUCUAGUUAUCAAAGAGCCUCCAGAAUUCCGAAACAAGACAUUCAUGGCCCAUCUGAACGAAAUGCCCUGGUCGGAACCUCUGCUCACGGAACAGAUCGAGAAGACGCUGUACAUGGGCUGGCACAUGACCUUCUGUAAAAAGAGGGACGACUCUUGGGGAGCGCCCAUCCAAAUACAGAACUAUCCCAACUACACAAAACUAUCGCAUAACGAUGCAGCGGACAACUCUUGUCAUUACAAGAGUAUGCGACUACCCUCAGUCACGACGACAACUGGAUCCGCGUCUAUGCAAAGUUUAUCAAUAGUAUUAAUCAUAUCCUGUUUGAAUUUCGUCCUCCGGUAA